GAUCCAAUCAGAAUGUUGUUGGUCUUGGGCAACACAUGAAACAUGGAUCCUUAAGCCUAUAAUAAGAGAUCAAUAGAGAGAUGAUGACAUGAGAGAAAAAAAGGAGACAUACUUUAUGAAGGAAGAAAUCACAGAGUGGAGUGAAAAAGAGAGACAAGAAAAGAAAAUAACAUUUACAAAUUACCUCUAGUAGAUCAUGGCAUCAUCAAAAGAAGCAUUUAAAUCUGAUGGCAGCUUUUCAUCCAUAGCCGGGACAAGCAGUGAGGAUGUUCCAGUGGCAGGAGAGGGAUCUUCAGACUCAAGAUGCCCUAUCUGCUUGGAGAGAAUCCGAAAUGUGUCUUACUUAAAUCCCUGCUUCCAUGGGUUCUGUUUUGUUUGUAUACAGGAAUGGUCGGAAAGGAAAGCUGAGUGCCCACUCUGUAAGCAACAUUUCCAUUCAUUCUUCCACACUAUCAAGGCUGACAAUGAUUUUGAGGAAUAUAUUCUACCCGUGGAGAACAGAUCCUCUGCCAUGUUUGAGGUAAGGUCAGCUUCUGCUCAAAGGCCUGAAUCUCCACCAGACCAUGGGAUCCUGCAUGAUGGCUUUUCAGGUCCACCAUCUCGAGUGAGGGAGAGAGCAAUUGAUGAGCUGAUGAGACAGUUUGCAAUCAGAAGACCAUCUCACCCUGGGGGAAUAUCAUUGGGGCAAAUACGGGAGCAGGUUACAAUUAAGUUCAGGAGAGCUCUGUAUCGAUCUGGAGUGUGGGUGAGGAUUGUCCAAGCUGGAGGUUUCUACAGGGAUAUUUCAGCAGAUUUUUUCCACCGCAAUCCCUCCCGCCUCCUCAGAUUAGUUCCAUGGCUCAAGCGUGAAUUAAGAGUACUGUGUGGCACUCAUGUGUCUUUGGUCAAUGAUAUACAGCAUAUCAUCCUGCACAACAUGAUUCAUUAUGAUCUGGAAAGUCAGGCCUUUGCUGAUAUCCUACAACCUCACUUGCUGUAUUAUACUAAUCACUUCCUUCAUGAAUUCAUCAAUUUUGCCCGAUCUCCAUUCAACAUUAAGGCAUAUGACUGGCGAGCCAAUUAUGAUAUUCCUUUUCUUCUUCAUGAAGAGGGAUACCAGUUUUAUUCUUCAUUAACUACAUCUUCAGAGGAGGAAGAGGAUUCCCAAGAUGAUGAUGAUGGUGAAUCAAUAGCCAGUAACGAUGAGGAAUCUUGGGAUGAUGAAAUCCCAGGAUCAACUUGUUCCAGUUUAGAACAGGCUGCUGAUGACUUGGUUUCCACUCUUGGUUCCUCUGAUGGAGAAUUUGUCAGGAGAGAAAAUGUACAGAGGUUGUUUCAGAUGCAGACACACUUUGAUGAGGCUAAUAAUCGCUCUCCUUCAGACAACUGCAUCCUUUAUUCACUAGCUGAGAGGAUCGCCGACACUUUUGAUUCACUCUCCAAUACUGCAGAGACUAAGCAGGAUGGGGAAAAAGAGGAAGAGAAGAUGCAGCCUAUAAGGGACCCCGACUCUAGCAAUAGUCAUGGUGCUGGAUGUUUGAUUGUUUCCAGUGAUGGCCAGUUUGAUAAUCAAAGACAUGGUACACUGCCCCUACCCCAGCAGAUUCAGCCUGAAAGAGAAGUUGUCCAUAUCACUGAGCACGUUCAGUCAGAAGCAGAAGCAAUAGAUAACAACAAGCAGAUUGAGGCCAAAACCGAAGAGCCAGUUAUAUUUGAAUUGAUUCGGUCCAAAGCUGAAGAGACAGUUAAGAGUGUGCAGCUUCUGUCCCCAGGAGAAGAAAUUGUUAAUGGUGGGGAAUCACCCUCUUCCACAGACAAGUUGCCAAGCAGCUCCACUAAAAAAAGGGACAGUAGGUGCUUCCCAUGUAUCAGAAGAUCAUAAAUCACAGUGAUAAAGCUGUGAGGAAACUCAUCAUGUUCUUCUCUGGUUGAGCUGAUACUCACGAUAAUCAAACUGAUACAUUGUUAUAUUUGAAAAGCGUGUGUUUAAAAUAUUAUAAUGGGAAUCUAGUGAUAAGCUAGAGAAAACAUUCCUGAUGAUCACACCUUUCAUUUCAUAACUAAUAUGCAUUUGCCAUA
This is a messenger RNA of Mauremys reevesii (Reeves's turtle), 2058 nucleotides long. Its product is annotated as E3 ubiquitin-protein ligase Topors-like. The coding region runs from base 197 to 1861 and encodes 554 amino acids. Lineage: Eukaryota; Metazoa; Chordata; Testudines; Geoemydidae. The transcript is spliced from 2 exons. Gene Ontology annotation, biological process: protein polyubiquitination; protein monoubiquitination. The record is from RefSeq and is a predicted model, not a curated record. Gene Ontology annotation, molecular function: metal ion binding; ubiquitin protein ligase activity.